Molecule: messenger RNA, 1058 nt
Organism: Prosopis cineraria
Lineage: Eukaryota; Viridiplantae; Streptophyta; Magnoliopsida; Fabales; Fabaceae
Exons: 8
Coding region: 154-693 (179 amino acids)
Biological process (GO): chromosome segregation
Cellular component (GO): MIS12/MIND type complex
Source: RefSeq, a predicted model, not a curated record
UCUGAUCUGGUGAGAGGAGAGUGAACUUCCGCUAGUGCUUUGCUUCUUGCUUUUCAUAUUUAAUCUGUUCUGGGUCUAAAAUUGUUCUUUAUAGUAUUUUCUAGACUUCUAGUCGUUGAUGCAAGAGUCUCUUCCGUCUCUGAUUCUGAAUUCAUGGAGAAAGUUUCUGGGCCUGCUGGCCAUGCAUCAGCCUCUGCUGGAAUAGGAUCCAGGUACUUUGAUUUGAAGAAGUCCUUCAAGUUUGCUUUGCGUUCUUUGCUCACUGCCUGCCCAAAGGAGGAAUUUGACAAAGCUUUUCUGAGAUUCACAACUGCUGAAAAAGAAUGGCUGCAUCGCCUCUAUCUUCAGGUCAUCACUUCAUUGCAUGAAAAUAUAGAGGCUGAGUAUGAAUCAAUCUGUCAUGAAACACAGGUGGGGGCCACUCUUGAUGCUGUAGAGGAAAUGGUGGAAGAACAAGAGCUGGAUCUUUUGUUCUCAAAUAAGAGUAAUGUAAUGGAUGUAGCUGAGGAUCUGUCUAACGCAAAGAAGGACGAAAUCCAACAGUUGAUGCGUAUGAUACAAUUGGGAGAGGAACAUAAUAGUAGGAUUCGCACACAAUUGCAGCUCCUUAGAGAAGGAAAGCAAGCGAUGUCUGGUGCAUCAGAUGCUAUUGAGAAGUUCAGGAGCAGGAAUUUAACUUAUGGGGCCAACUGACGUGAAGGGAUCUGCGGUACAUAACCUCUAAGUUUACAUUCUGUUAUAUUGACUGAAGUUCUCUUGGGGUAUCAUUGCCCUACGCAUUUAAGGCAGUAACCUAGUAUGGCAAAUCUUAGCGGAGAGAUCCCUUGUGAAUAGUAUCAUUAUUAAGGCCCAGUGAUAUAACUGGUUUCUAUUGUAUUGAAAAGCAAAGAUCUUAACAUUGCCGAGUAUUGCCCUGUGUAAACAUCAACGCGUGUGACAGUGACAUUGGGUCUUUGUGGUGCCAUGGGUUGAUGGGCUUUUUAAUUAAUUGUGCCGAAGCGUAUGAUACGAUGGGUUUCUAGCUCAUCAUUUGAAAUGCAAUUUCAUGAUCUGCUUUA